Molecule: messenger RNA, 1353 nt
Organism: Aspergillus steynii IBT 23096
Lineage: Eukaryota; Fungi; Ascomycota; Eurotiomycetes; Eurotiales; Aspergillaceae
Product: folliculin domain-containing protein
Exons: 2
Coding region: 1-1353 (450 amino acids)
Biological process (GO): positive regulation of GTPase activity; positive regulation of TORC1 signaling
Cellular component (GO): cytosol
Molecular function (GO): GTPase activator activity
Source: RefSeq, a predicted model, not a curated record
AUGGAUUUCAUUCUCUCUUUGACGCAUUUUUGCGAGGUACAUGGCCCGACCUCGAUCAUUUGUUCGCAAGUCCUACCGUUCUCCUGUUCGCAAUGCUACCCCGAUCAUUCCGACUCCUCCCCCGAUGAUACCCCGGCGACUUCUCACGACACGGUCUCGUCCCAUGGCCUGCGCAAGGAAUUCAGCCCCUCGAAGCCGUCCGAGAAACCCGCCAAUGGGGGUUCCAAGUCACCGAAGAUCGAGGACCAUCCUUACUUCCUGAAGUCACAACCGAGUGCUUCCGAAUUCCAGAAACUAAGCCGUGUCGGAGGCGCUGACGGCGAUACUUGCGCCAGCUGCAGCCUGACCUUGCCGGAGGGUGUGAGCAAACAACUUCCCGCAGGCGCCCCGGGGACUCCAAAGGGUGAUGGCAAGGGUAAAAACAGCAGCCCCGUUUUGCGGUCGAGGGAACUGGUCUACUCCUGCGGCAGUAAUCAUUCCGAUUACAACGACAGCAUGCACGACUCGCAUACGCAUGCCUCGUUUUCGGAAUCCCUCCAUUCGUCGUCCGUUUCGUCCGACGCCUCUUGCCACUCGCAUAUUCUCACCUAUCUCUCGUUGCGAGGUCCCCCCAACCCCGCAGACUACGCCCUUCUUCGACGAUCGUCCAUCCGCACGCUGAGUUGCGAGCUCCUCCCCCGUGGUCUUUCCGCCGGUCCUUUGUGUUUUGGCGACUCGAACGCCGGUUACACGGUUGCCUAUAUCUUUCGCCUUCCCGACCCCCUGGCUCGCGGCAAACGGCGCAGCUAUGCGCUGGUUGCGCUGGCCGGUAAGGAUGCGGGUAAAGCGUUCCGUGCCUGUCCAGUGAUAUGGAGGGCAUUCGGUCGCAUUGCAUCUGGCAUCGUCAACUCGGCCGAGAAAUUCCAGGAGGAAGAAAAACGGCGCGAGGAACAGAACGGCAGCUCCAAUCGGAACGGAACACAUCCCUAUACUCCCGUUUCCUCUUUCCUCACCGGACGCACCGUCGAUCCCGAUGGACUUCGGCGUCCCGGCCAGGUUCGCGCACGAAACCUCUCGGAAAUCGUGGGCAACCAGUACAUUUUCGCGGAAAUACACGCACAUUUUGUUGCCCUUUUGCAACAGUUAGGUUCAAUGUUUGGAGCCGUCCCCAUUUCGGAGGAACGAUUUGUUUGCAGUACAGUUCGCGAAGACGAAGAUACACAACGAUCGCUUUUGUCGGGCGGCGAGAAGGGCCAUCCCAAAGAUCAGAAACUCCAGAAAUACGACGAUAACGAUCUUGGCAUGGCCAAGCUGGAUAUCUCAUCGGGACCGAAGCCCAUUCCUAUCGCCCCCCGUCGAUCAGUCAUCGCUUAA